CACUUUCAGGGACGCAGUUGUCCAUAGCUUUGCAACAGCAACGUUAGCUCGAAAUAAACGCUUCGUCUCGUCAAACUAGGUUCCAAUUAUCCUCAAUUCCCUUCCAUCAUUUGCAUGCACUCUUGUACUACAACAACAUGGCAAACGGAGUCUCAGCAAAUGGGCAGGAGCAGCCCUACAAGCCGUACGAUCAGAUCCUUCUGUUCGGCGACUCUAUCACCGAGUUUGGUAGCAACCAGGAUAUGGGCUUCGGCUUUCACGCCGCAUUGCAGCAUGCAUACAGUCGCCGCUUCGACGUGGUGAACCGUGGCUUAGCCGGUUAUGCCACCUGCCACGCCAUCAAAGUGGUAUCGCAAUGCAUUCCUCCCCCGGAGAGAUCCAAUGUGCGACUCAUGACCCUCUGGUUCGGCGCCAAUGAUUCUUGUCUCCCUGCUUUCAAUCAGUACGUUCCCUUGGAGCAGUACAAGGAGAACCUCAAACGCAUCAUCCAACACCCCGCCACGGUCGCGCAGAACCCGCGCAUCCUCAUCAUUACCCCGCCCCCGAUCAACGAAUACCAGCUGGAGUUCUUCGACAAGGGCAAGGGGAACCCGCAUCCGACGCGCACGAACCAGAACGCCAAACUCUACGCCGAGGGCGCCCGCGACCUCGCCGCUUCCCUGGGGAUCCCCGUCGUGGACGUCUGGACCGCGUUCAUGACGGCGGUGGGAUGGAAAGAGGGUCAGCCGUUGGUGGGGUCGAGGGAGUUGCCGAACGAUGAGAAGUUCGCCAGCUUGUUCACGGAUGGACUACAUUUGACCGGGGAAGGGUACCGCAUCGUGUACGAUGUCUUGAUGAAGACGAUUGAGGUCAACUGGCCGGAUAUGCUGCCGCAGAAUAUUCCGAUGAUUUUCCCUCCCUGGCCUCAGGCUCCGCGGUGAAGAGUCGGCUGUGGCUGUGGAGUGCGGGAUUGUAUAUAGAUUAGAGCCUAAGUCAACUGAGAGAUCUCUGUCGGCUCUG
Messenger RNA from Aspergillus uvarum CBS 121591, 999 nucleotides. Its product is annotated as SGNH/GDSL hydrolase family protein. The transcript has 5 exons. Bases 138 to 920 code for a protein of 260 amino acids. Lineage: Eukaryota; Fungi; Ascomycota; Eurotiomycetes; Eurotiales; Aspergillaceae. The record is from RefSeq and is a predicted model, not a curated record.